Messenger RNA from Onthophagus taurus, 1392 nucleotides. It is a transcript of the gene ATPsyngamma, whose product is annotated as ATP synthase, gamma subunit. Lineage: Eukaryota; Metazoa; Arthropoda; Insecta; Coleoptera; Scarabaeidae. The record is from RefSeq and is a predicted model, not a curated record. Gene Ontology annotation, biological process: proton motive force-driven ATP synthesis. Gene Ontology annotation, molecular function: proton-transporting ATP synthase activity, rotational mechanism.
CCUUAUUGUAGUAUUACAUAAGUAUUUUAUUUGAAAAUCGCAACAACCACAAGUAGCACCACUGCUUUUUAGUCGCCAGCAGUGACAAGAAAUUAAAACCUCCAAAAAAGAUGUUGGGUCGAUUUGGUAACGUCGUUCCAGUGCUGGUACAAAAUGCCCCCCAAGCUCAACAGCAACGUGGCAUGGCCACACUUAAAGCCAUUUCCAUUCGUCUUAAAUCUGUAAAGAACAUACAGAAAAUUACUCAGUCCAUGAAGAUGGUAUCAGCUGCCAAAUAUUCUAGGGCUGAAAGAGAAUUAAAACAAGCCAGACCCAUCGGUGUUGGAGCUCAACAAUUUUACGAAAAGGCCGAUGUUCAACCUCCUGCGGAAGCCCCUAAGAAGCUUAUGAUUGCUAUGACAUCAGAUAGAGGUUUAUGCGGUGCUGUUCAUACAAGCGUUGUUCGUCAAAUUCGUACCGAACUCGCCGAAUCUGGUGAAAAUACGAAAGUGAUUUGCGUUGGUGAUAAAUCGCGCGCAAUCCUUCAACGUUUAUACGGCAAGAACAUUAUUUUGGUUGCAAACGAAAUUGGACGUUUGCCCCCUACAUUCACAGACGCCUCCCGUUUAGCGAAAGCCAUUCUAACUUCUGGUUAUGAGUUUACCUCUGGUAAGAUUGUCUAUAACCGAUUCAAAUCGGUCGUUUCUUAUUCCACUCAACAGAUGCCUGUGUUCAGUUUAGCUGCUGUUACUGCUGCUCCUAAAUUGAGUAUUUACGAUUCGUUGGAUAAUGAUGUGAUUCAAAAUUACUUGGAAUUUUCUUUGGCUGCGUUGAUUUUCUACGCAUUGAAAGAGGGUGCUUGCAGCGAACAAUCAUCCCGUAUGACUGCUAUGGACAAUGCUAGCAAGAACGCCGGGGAAAUGAUUGACAAAUUAACCCUGACAUUUAACCGUACAAGACAGGCAGUCAUCACCAGAGAGUUGAUUGAAAUUAUUUCUGGUGCUUCAGCAUUGUAAAUUAAUUCAAAAAAAAACUAUAUAAAAAAGUAAUAUGAAAGGACUACCUAAAAAACGGUAUUGAUAUCUAAGUAAAAAGUUUUUUUUGAAACCAUUUAGAGAAACAGAAAAUAAUCUAGAUAAUCUUAAGUUUUAAUUUUUAUUUUAAUUCCAUCGGCAUUGUAUCAAGCAAUUAUAAACAAAUAAAAAAUUUGGAAAUGGGGAGGUAUGUGUAAAAGUUGAAAUAGGCGGCAAAGCGGAAAUUAGCCCCAAAAGUCACUGGAUACAAAAUCGACAUCGACCGCUUUUUACUUCUAUUUUAUCUGUUGCAUUAUCGAUCCCGGUAAUUAGGCUUCAUCAUUUGUAUUUUUUUUGUUGUUAUAUUGGAAUAAUAAUAAAACAUAUUUGGUUGUCUUUA